AACCGCCGUGGAAGUUGCCAAAUGAAGAUAAACGCUGAUUGUAAUGGCGUCAGUCCCGGUACGUGGCUGGGCUCUCUGCGCCGUGUCUCUGCUAAACUUUGCGUUUGUUUUCAUAUCCGGUGCAGAGUUCAUGCGGUUUAUAUCAUUUCGAGCCAUUUACCACAACAUCACCGGGGAGACGACCCUGUGUCAAGACUCCAUACCGUGGUCGGUGGCCCUGCAGGACAGCUCUGUCCUCGGGGCUGUUGUUGUGGAUCUGGGGCUGCUUGCCCUCUUCACCACGCAACACAGUCUGCUCGCCUGGUCACCCGUCAAACAGGCCCUCCGGUCAGUGCUGGGGGCCCUGAACAGGACGGCAUACUGCUUCACCACUGCUCUGGCACUCCAGAUCUUGAUGCGGUACUGGCAGCCGGUGACUGGCGCCCCUUGUCUGUGGUCAGUGCGCCAUGCACCCUGGAGUAUCUGGUUCCCUGUGCUCUGCUUCACUCUGCACUUCCUCUGCUGGGCCAUCAUCUGCAGCAUCCUCAUGAUCUUCGAUUACCCAGAACUGCUGGGCAUCAAGCAGGUGUAUUACGAGUGUCUCGGUUUAGGAGACCCCCUGUCCCACAAGUCACCCCGUGCCCAACGCUUCCUGUCUCACCUCCGCCACCCGGUGUGCCUGGAGCUGGGCGUCGUGCUGUGGCUCCUGCCGGCCUUGUCCCUGGACAGGCUCCUGCUGGCGGGGACUCUGUCGACCUACCUGGCCCUGGCGCACUCUCUGGACAAGCAGGAUUUGGCCUACCUCUGUGUCCAGAUAAACAGCAAGAUGCAGCUCCUUGCCAGUCCACACCGGGGCGUCGCCAACACCACCGACGGGGAAAACGGCAACCACAAGGAGAAGUGAGGUGAAGAUCCUCUGACACAUGAGACGUGAAGCUGACUGCUGUCUUAGUAUUAACCGGAAAUAUUGUUCCAAAACUGACUACAACGGAGUCUCAGCGAUCCUCUGUGAGCCUGAGCCCUACUCUAAUGAAUAAGAACAAACACACCUGCUCUGGUCGUUUCUGCUAAUGGCAAAAUGACCACACUCGAACUGAAUUCUUUGAAACUUGACUCUAUUUUUUUGGCCCGCUGCAUAUUUGGUUUCAGAAAAGGCUUUUAUAACAAAAGGAGAACUUAUUCCGCCGUCUGAAAACACGAACACCUCCUCCACUACUGAGGACUAUCACAGUUUUCUAAAACAUUUCUGAGCCACCUUAAUGUUACGGUUAUAUUUUUUAUUGAUGUUUCUAGCUUCAGAAGAAAUUUGGGAGGAAAGUUUCAUCCAAAGUGGAUAUUUUGUGUAAUAUUUUGUGAAGCCCGAGCAAUAUCAGAUUUUUCAAGCUGAUGUUGAGAGAUUUGAGUUUAAAUAAUCCAAUAAGGACACAUGUAUCUGCCAAUAGUAUUUUGUUUACAUUAAAAUGAUGUAUAACAUAAAACAACAACUUGAUGUGGGUUGAAGUUUUUGUUUU
Xiphias gladius (swordfish) is the source of this 1490-nucleotide messenger RNA. RefSeq names its product nurim (gene nrm). NCBI's taxonomy places the organism in Eukaryota, Metazoa, Chordata, Actinopteri, Istiophoriformes, Xiphiidae. The transcript has 4 exons. The coding region runs from base 44 to 883 and encodes 279 amino acids. The record is from RefSeq and is a predicted model, not a curated record. Gene Ontology annotation, cellular component: nuclear membrane.